This is a messenger RNA of Dermacentor silvarum, 8443 nucleotides long. It is a transcript of the gene Pkn, whose product is annotated as serine/threonine-protein kinase N2-like. Gene Ontology annotation, molecular function: protein serine/threonine kinase activity; small GTPase binding; ATP binding. The transcript is spliced from 23 exons. The coding region runs from base 259 to 3360 and encodes 1033 amino acids. Lineage: Eukaryota; Metazoa; Arthropoda; Arachnida; Ixodida; Ixodidae. The record is from RefSeq and is a predicted model, not a curated record. Gene Ontology annotation, biological process: signal transduction; protein phosphorylation.
AUUCGGUGGUUGUUGAUGAGGUUGAUGUCUUAGCCCAGCAAAAAUUUAGGGCUAAGCUUGAGAUCAGCAUUUUUGGUCUUGCUCCUGGUUCCGAGAGCAGUAUCUUCGGACGCCGCGCUCUGAUGCUUUAUUAUUCAGCCAGGUGUUGCCCUGUGAGACUUGUUGCGGGCAUUGGAAAGAUGAGGUGACAAUUCCCUCUAAAUGCCUCUACCUUAACAUCUGCCCAAGGCUACUCGUGGACUUGUCUGGGCUCCAGACAUGAGCAGAGUGGCCUCUCAGGAGAUAGCUGGCAAGUACGGCUUGUGUGGAGCAUCACGGGCUAGCGGUGAAGGCGGUGGUGGUGGAAAUGAGCCUAGCCUUCAGCGGCAACUGGAAGAACUCAAGCGUAAGCUCAAGGAGGACAUGCGCAAAGAGCUGAAGAUAAAAGAGGGUGCUGAAAACCUGCGCAAGGCAACCACCGACCGCAAGAGCCUGGCCCAUGUGAACUCCAUUGUCAAGAAAGCCAAUUCGCGCCUCAAUGACCUGCAGCGGCAACUCAGUGACCUCACUGCUGAUAUUCUGGUCACCCAGGGGCACCCGUCACCCGAAGGUGUGCAGCCACUUUCGACGGAGUCCUUCUAUGGUGACAAGGGGGAUGUGCCACUUUCAACGACAGACCAGCGGUUGCAGUCACUAGAGAAGCAGCUGAAUAUUGAGCUGAAAGUAAAGCAGGGUGCUGAAAACAUGCUGCAGAUGUACAGCUCCGGCCCUUCCAAGGACCGCAAGAUGCUGGCCGAGGCACAGCAGAUGCAAGCAGACUCAAAAGUCAAGAUUGACUACAUCCGCAUGAUGAUGGCUCGACUGCGGCAGAACCAGGAUAGCCAUAAUAAGGAAGCUGGUGAAGGCUGCUCAAACAACCACCUGGACAAUACCACUGGAGGCAAGAUAUCCGAGGUUAUGUCACCUGUAGAGCUUCAGAUAGAAGACCUCCGUCAUCGGCUCAAGGUAGAGUGUGCUGUUGUGGAAGGAGCGAAGAAUGUGCUCAAGCUAUGUCAGGCUGCAGGAAAAGUCACUGAUCGUAAAGUCUUCCAAGAGGCACAGAACAGUUUAGUUGAAUCCAGUGAGAAGCUUGAUUUGGUUCGCCGGUCACUGGAACUGAAGCGUGCAGAACUGUCACCAGGCAGUGCCAAGUGGCAAUUGCUCAAGCGCGAGUUGGAAUCUAGCCAGCUGGUAAACCCUUACUCGCCAUCCAUAGUGCCACAUGGGCCCCGAACUGAGAAGCCAGGCUUGCCAGCAUCUCCGCUAAGCCCAUUGGCAGCCAGCCCGAGCGUUCCCCUCUCAAAGCCAGCUUCUGUCACGGGUCAGCUUCAAGUCAGGCUGAUGGGCUGUCAGGGCUUGCUGGAAGAUGUUCCAGGUCGGCUGCCUCGAGCGCAAGUGGCAGGAAUGGGAGCCGAUUUACGCAGCAGCCUUGUUCGAGCCACAGGUCGAGGCUUCUCAGGGCGCAACUCUUCACGCUCUUACAGCAUCAAAGAGGAAACUUCUAAUGAAAUUAUGGCUGUUUUAAAGCUUGACAAUGUUCAUGUGGGCCAGACCACUUACAAGCCGUGUAGUCAGCAAGCAUGGGACCAGAGGUUCACUGUUACUCUCGAUAGGUCUCGAGAACUGGAGAUCCAGAUAUACUGGAAAGAUUGGCGUGGCAUGUGUGCUGUGAAGUUUCUCCGACUGGAAGAGUUUAUUGAUGAUGACAGGCACGGCAUGGCUCUCCAUCUGGAACCUAAGGGACUUCUCUUUGCGGAGAUUAAGUUCCUCAACCCAAUGAUCUCAAGAAAACCGCGUCUACAGCGACAGCGAAAGCUUUUUAUUCACAAAGAUAUGUUCAAGCGUAUUUUCCGAAAGAACUUUCUCCGGCCAACACAAAUGAACAUCAAUGUGGCCACUUGGGGUCGCUUGAUGAAGCGAGCUAUGCCUCCUGGCUGCUCUGACCAGGUGACAACGGUCAGCCCCCCUGAUGCACUUCUGUCUACAGCUCCGGUACCCACACCUCCUGAGCUGGACAGUCUGGUGGUAACCAAGCUCAACUUUGAAGACAGCAACGAAACUGACACGUUGAGUCCAUUGUCACCACUUCAGACAUCACUUGAAGUAGAUGUUCAGUCUGCACUUGGGGAGUUUGACUUUUUACAACAAGAGACGUCGCCAAUGGCCGUGGAGCAAAAGGCACAGCCUGCCUCCAACACUGUAACCAGUGGCCAUUCACCAAGUCCUGAGCCCAUAGUUGAACUGGCUCCCGAUGAAGAGGAGGAAGUAAAUAAACUUGGCGAGCCACUGCAGGUGACAACUGCAACGACAGUAACUGUUGUUGAAAGUACCCAGGGAUCUUUGACCCUUGAGGAUUUUGAAUUUAUAAGUGUGCUGGGGCGAGGACACUUCGGAAAGGUCAUUCUGAGCAAGCACAAAGUAUCGGGCCAAUACUUUGCCAUUAAAGCUCUAAAGAAAGGGGAUAUUGUGGCACGAGAUGAACUGGAAAGCCUUAUGGCGGAGAAACGCAUUUUUGAGGUGGCAAACUCUAUCCAGCACCCAUUCCUCGUCAACCUAUUUGCCUGCUUCCAGACUGUGAAUCAUGUGUGCUUUGUGAUGGAGUAUGCCUGCGGAGGGGACCUCAUGAUGCACAUCCAUACCGACAUUUUCCCAGAGCCUAGAGCUGCCUUUUAUGCUGCCUGUGUUGUUCUUGGACUGCAGUUUCUUCAUGAAAAUCGCAUCAUCUACAGGGAUCUCAAGCUGGACAACCUGUUGCUUGAUGCUGAGGGCUACGUGAAAUUGGCUGACUUUGGUCUGUGCAAAGAAGGCAUGGGCUAUGGAGAUCGGACAGGCACUUUCUGUGGCACACCAGAGUUUUUGGCACCUGAGGUGCUGACUGAAACUUCGUACACUCGAGCUGUCGACUGGUGGGGCUUGGGCGUCCUCGUCUUUGAAAUGCUGGUGGGCGAGAGUCCUUUUCCUGGUGAUGAUGAAGAAGAAGUGUUCGACAGCAUUGUGCAUGAUGAAGUUCGAUAUCCACGCUUCCUCUCCAUAGAGGCUGUUGCCAUUAUGCGGAGGCUGUUGAGGAAAAACCCUGAAAGACGCCUUGGCACGAGUGAGAAAGAUGCAGAGGACGUCAAGAAGCAGGCCUUUUUCAGAAACAUUAACUGGGAACAUCUGCUUCUGAAAAAGAUGAAGCCCCCGUUUGUGCCUACUGUGAAAAGCCCGGAAGACGUCAGUAACUUCGAUGAAGAGUUCACGUGUGAGCAGCCAGUCCUGACAGCGCCCAAGGAUCCCCGCCCUCUCACUCAGGAGGAGCAGGCACACUUCAAGGAUUUUACUUACACCAGCGGCUGGUGCUGAAGAGCUCCACAUGCCUCUACCUGAAAGCCUUUCCCUUCUCUUGCCGUAUCUUUCUGUCAUUAGGCAAAACCUAGAAGCGUGUGGUGCUUCUGUACACCAGGAAAUCAGCACUGAGCAUUUCAGGAAAAAGAAAGUGGGCUCAUUGUGAACAACGGCUGAGACAUCUUUAGGGAGACUGUUGAUCAAGGACAGCUGUAGAGUUUGGGGUCUGGUCGGUAGUGUGUGGCAUUAUUGCUUUGCAUUUUGUGAGCGCGUGCUGCCCGCCAGUGUGUUUAACGCCCAACAUCUGUACUGUGCUUGUGUGCUGACAGGUUUCGCAUAUGAUAUUCUCCCUUGAGUGUCCUGCGGGCAAAAAUGUGUGGCAUUCUGCUUUGUUUUUUGUGAAGUAGGGCAGCUAAGUGACAGACUUAACGUGGAUAUCUGCAGAAAAAUAAAGCAAUUAUGGGCGUGACUUUCUUUGCUGUUUCCGGAUGGUGUAAGAGGUUGACAUAAAGGCUAGCUUGACCUGCUAAGCAGCGGAGCAAAUGAAGUGCUACUAUUACUCUAUCCUUCAUAGAAACCACAACUUGUAGAAAGGUGUUCCUGGUCAUGUUGCUUAACUUAAGAAAAGCAAGUCUUAGCUUGCACAAACUGCACUCACUGGUGUGUUGUGAGUCUUGUGACAGUACUUGGCCUUACUUUGAUAUUUGUCGCACCUUCAUGAUCUCGUGUGUCAUGCCUGCUGUGGCUGUGUCCUUGAUUUUGUGUGUAAUAACUGUCAAUUAGCUGUUGUGUUACUGGUCUUGUUUUUGAAUGUUUAUCACUGCUGCGUGUUGCACUCCAGGUCACACACACACCUCAUGUAUAUCUACAGAACAGCCAUAAGCAUUAAGAUUUCUUUGCUGCUUUCACAAGAAUUUCACACAGCCCUCGAGCUGUCACAUGCAAGGGUGCUUAAAAGUCACCAUUGAGUUUUCACACUGCAAGAUUUCUCCUUAAGAUGAAGCAGUCAUGAAUUUCUCUGCAUUGGCUGGCUAUGCAUGCUGCUGUCUGAAAAGGCAGCCCCAACUAAUAAUUUUCAAGCGUUACUUGCUUGAGCUGCUUGCAGAGCCAGCUAGCCUUCCUCCAUACGUUUAGUCACUGCUGUGUCAGGCUUCAUAGCCUGUUACAUUAAUGGGCUAGUGAGGUUUGUUCAUGUAGGAGUUGGCUGCACGGUGAAGUCAUGUCGGUUAUCGCAAAUCUUCAUUGGGAAGAGUGAACUCUUCUAACCCAGUGGCAACACUGACGGAAUCUCAAAAGUUAACUGCUUCUUGUGUGCUAUUAAAAUUUAAAAGCAUAUACUCCCAUGCUGCGUGAUAUGGGUGUUGCAAGAGGUGCAGGAAUGCAAUUUUUGUGCCUUUUCUUUUCUUUGCACAUUGAGUACAAACUGGUAGCAUGUUACAAUAAGACAAAUGACCUCCCUGUUUGCUCAUUGCAAUGAAACAAAAUGAAGGGUCCAGGCUCGCAAACAUAGCCAACCAACACCUUUGAUGUGUGCCUUUUAAAAGUGCUUUAGAAACAAACAUGCUCAAGCAGUGUGGAAAAAAAGGGGGAGGGGGGGGGGGGGAAUGCUCGUUGCUGUUGUGUGCAAAGAGGGCAUUUAAUAACCCUGUUACUUGAGCCUAUGUAACAGGCCUUAACUUAUGCUUCAGUACUGCCAGUAGCCUCAUUCACAGUGGGAGGCAUGCUGCUCUUUUGCUCUAAAGUUGGGCAAUUUUACUGUCUUUUAUACAGGGUGUCCCAGCUAACUCUUGCCAAAGAUUUAAAGUAUUCAGAUGUGCUAUAGGAGGAUGCGACUAAAGGCAUGUUGUCGACCACUUUGUGAAGAAAUUCAAACAAUUCUUAGUGGAGCAAUCGAACAAUAUUCUGUUUAGUUGCACAAUUAUCCAAGAUUAAUUAACUUCACAUGUCUUAAAAGAAAAAUCUCCAGUGAGGAAUGUAGAGCAUUCUAGGAGACAUCUGGUUCAGCAGGAUUCAACCUCCCACUGAUUAUGCAGUUAUUUUUUCCAUGUCGUAAGAAAAGACCGCGUAAUAUUAUUAAAAAUGUGACGACCCACUUGCAUGCAGCAAUUGCAGUUCUUUCAGUUGGGCAGUGUGUGAACAAACUGCGCUUUUUACGCUAGUACACUGCCAAUGAGAAAGUGACUGGGCGGUGACAAUUUCAGGUUCUUAAUUCUGCUUAUCGCUAUCUGCUGCUUUUGGCAGUGCAGCCGAGAUCAAUUGCUGAAGUUAAUUUUAAAGCUAACGGCUGCAUCUCUGCCUUGUCACAUCCUUAUUGGCAGCACGCUAGGUUAAAAGUGCUAUUGGUCCAUGUGGUUCACAUUUAAGAACACUGCAGUCGCAACGCACAAAUGCAGAACCACGUGGAUUUUUUCAUACUUUUCGGGCGUUCAUUAUAACACUGAAAAAAAAGAAUUGUGCAUUUGGUAGGAAGUUAAAUACUGCUGAAUUAGGCAUUUCCAACAAUCUACAACUUCUUUAUUAAAAGAUUUCUCUAAAUUUAAGACUUGGAAAAUUUAAUUAAUUUGAACUAAUUAUGCAGCUAAACAAAUUCAAAAAAUGAAUUCACUCUAUAAAGUGGCCAACAACAUGCUUUUGGUUGUCUUGUAGCAUACCCAAAUACUUAUAAAUCUGUUGCUAAAGUUAGCUGGGACACCUUGUAUAUAUAGUUCUAAAUUGUGACAGCUCUGGAAACAAGGGUUGUUGAGGAUUCUUUAGUGAGAGCACCCUUGCUUCCUGCUCAAACCUUGGCACUGCUUCAAGUCAUUUCUGUAAGACGUGCACCUUAAAUACUCAUGAUAGGCAGCACUGCAGCUUGCUGUUGUAGUUUAUGCACUGUCUCAGUACAGAGAGCACUGCGUGCUGCCUUUGUUCUUUCUCUGUAGCUGUGUUUUUGUCUCAGGAUCAGUAACUGGUGUUUUUCUUUCUUGAUAAGGGCAUGAACGUUGCCUUUCUUAUUCACUCUUACACCAGUAUUUAUGAUAGUUGCUGUUGCACGAGCUUUGCAAAAGCUUUCUUUUUUUCUCCUGCCUUCCUUUACUGCAUAUUGUAUACUGUCUCUCUAUUCUGUAAUUGCUCAUUUAGGAGUGUCUUUUCCUAUUGCAAUAAUCCUCCCAUGUACUUGAAAUCUUCAGUGUGGUAAAUUAGUUUAAACUACCUUGUUUGCACGGUUAUAAUAAGAAUUCUUGCUAAAAUUUUGAUUCUAACUUUGCACUUCAAACGUGGCGAGCUGAAAUGCCAGUUAAAUGAGCCUUUGUGAGGACAUCAGCCCUUGAAUGGCCUAACAUAGCAAAAAAGGCAACUUGCCUGUGUCUUAAGGGGAAUAAAGACGCUCGAGCAGGGGAGGGCAUGCUUGUCAUAGGAGGCAAGAGCUCAACAAAUUUGCCGGUGAAGAAAGUGAUGGUGUAAAGUGAUUCAACAGCCUGGUCCAAAAUCAUGCACACCCUACAGUCUCAUGUGUAAUCUAUUUUCACAAACGCAGCUACCCGGUGCUUGCAUGUGUGGCCACUUGGGACAUUGCGUCAUGGUCCGGUUGGAAUGUUAUAGUUUGAUAGGUGAUCCGUUAUCACAGUGUUCCUGCAUAGGCCCAGCACCUGUGUUUUGUAUGGGCAGAGGUGGUCCUGUAAAUCACUAAAGUGGAUCACUACACUGAUGCUAUAUUGCCCAUAGUAGUUGGAGUCAAAGUAGGCAUUUUCAGUUUAAAUGGUAACCAUAUUUUAUUCCUCACUUGUGAAAAGUCCCCUUAGCAUUAAAUCUUUCAUGUUAUAGUCGUGCAAAUAUGGUAGUUUGCUUGUAAUUGCAGUCUCCUUGUUUAAACCAGAGUUUGUUACCAUUUGGAUUGUGAAUGUGGUGUUAAUUCUUUAAGCACGAGGAACUCGUCAGGUUAAAGAAAAACAUCGAUUCAAUGUUUAGACUAUUACAACAGCAUUAAGCAGCUUUUUCCUAUUGUUUGUGCUAGGCUUUAAUUCGUUAAUUUGACUGAUUCUCUCAUGUAAAGUCAACCUUUUUCUAUUAAGUAACUUUAACUUCUAGUUCAUUUUGAUGUGUGCUUGUGCUUAACAUUGUACACUUUUUUAUGUGUAUGCAUUGCCCAAAUUUCAGACAGAGCUGUCUGUACAUGGAGGGUGCAGCAGCAAAGGCCUUCAUUGUAUUUUAUGUUGUCGUUGCUACUGUCAAAAGUUAAAUGCAAUAGUUAACAUUUUGUAAGCUCGUCAUUGUUAGAAAUGUGAGAAAGGCAUACUGUAGGGUACACACUUUGCAUGACAAAGGCUGAGCCUUAGUUUUGCUUUUGUUACUAUAUACUGUACAUUGCUGGUACUUCAGGAGGGGUAAACGAAGCUGUUAUGGUAACCAAAAUGUGUUUAUUUCAUUUUUCAUAUAAUGCUGAUAUUCUUUUGUAUGCAUCUUGCAAUGCAGUUGAGGUCAGCUUUUACAAAUUUCAAACUUUUGUCACCAAAGAAUAUAAGAGAAAAGUAAGAAGUGCACCAAGCUGCUGUACCCUCAUGAGAGGUUCAGUCCUUGUUUGUGUAUGUGCAGGACUUCUUUGCUGCCUAAUGUGCAAUUUCUACUGGCUUCUAAGAGGCCUCGCAUAUGGCAGAGAGCUGAAAAGCUACCGUGUUGUUCAAUCAAGUCAAAUUACCGGCGUUAAUGCAGAUGCAAGUCGAGAACAGAUGCAUUUUUUGCCAGACAUCUCGCAGUUUUGUAUGGGGAGCUUCUUCCCACUUUUUUUUUCUUUGCCUUUUGCAAACAAGAUAAUGCACAUCUUGCAUGAAGGAUUUUGUGGGUGCCAACUGUUUUUACAUGAUAUCAACAGCAUUCAGGUUGGCCAGUUUUUAUUGUGCUUUUAGAAAGCGUGUUGCACUUAUUCAUUUUGUGGAGCCUUGUGAUUUUUCCUAUGAGGCAAGGUUGGUUGUACAGAUGUUUGAAGAACACUGCAAUGUGUGUUAGUCAAGACAACAAGGUUGUUCUUGACUGUGUUGAUUACUGGUCUUCCGUUUUAUUACAGGAUGGGUAGGUGUACUUGUAUAUAUGUUUGAAUGUUACUAAAUAAAUUAAUUGGAAUGAU